Alternaria alternata is the source of this 440-nucleotide messenger RNA. RefSeq lists its product as hypothetical. The coding region runs from base 76 to 372 and encodes 98 amino acids. The record is from RefSeq and is a predicted model, not a curated record. Lineage: Eukaryota; Fungi; Ascomycota; Dothideomycetes; Pleosporales; Pleosporaceae. The transcript is spliced from 2 exons.
CAGUGGAAAUGGAAGGGUCAAGCGAGACUGAUAUGUCAUGGUACGCGGCUGUCUUCAGCAUGUAACUUAGAAGGAAUGGAAUACUCUAGUUUCAUUGUACGAAGGGGAUCUUCAGUGAGCAAUGUGUUGCUGAUGCUAGCUGGAGAGCUCGUCUCCUCUUGUUUAUGCCGAGCGAUUCUAGCGCGAUCAUGCAGUAGUUUGUUCCGUGGAGAUUAUCGAACUACUUUCGCAUUUAACUUUGGCGCACGUUCAUGCGACACGUCAGAGCUAAAAGGCGUUAACAAGUUCCCUAGAGGAACCAGCAGUCUCAUCGGGUUUGACGCGCGGGUACACAGGCAAUUACAUUGCUUUCAUUUAUUAGCAAGUAAAUGACGGGAUAUUCCGGUACUGAAGAAGGGGCUACACGUAAAAGGAUCAGCGGUGGUAUUCUUGCCGUAGCA